Messenger RNA from Ceratosolen solmsi marchali, 2775 nucleotides. Its product is annotated as armadillo repeat-containing protein 3. The record is from RefSeq and is a predicted model, not a curated record. Lineage: Eukaryota; Metazoa; Arthropoda; Insecta; Hymenoptera; Agaonidae. Bases 55 to 2775 code for a protein of 906 amino acids. The transcript has 14 exons.
GUCAAAUUAAUAAUCUAACCUAAAUAGUAGAAUUAAAGCUUAAUCAGGAUCUACAUGAUCAAUACUAACUUGACGGAAUGCAUAUCCGGGGGUCAAGAAAGGGAAGAUCGAAACUUGGAGGCGCAGUCGAGCUUCGAGCCACUGAGCCUCGAGGUGAACUAUCCGGAUACGGCGAUUCUCCUGCUCAGAAGUCCCGAGAAGCCCAUCCUAUUAGCAGCUGCAGCCUCUCUUUCUCGAUUCGCCGAGAAGGCCAAGGGCAAUCUCGAGGCCCUCUUCGAUCUCAACGUCGUCGAGAACAUCCUCACCAUGAUCGACCACGACGAUCUAUAUACUCGCAGAUUUGCAUUGAAACUCUUAGCUCUGAUGUCAGCUGUGCAAAAUGUUCAAAUUCACCUAUUGAAAACAGAUUUUUACAUAAUGCUUUUCACUAAGAUGCUUACGAACGAACAAGAUACAUUUUUACAAGAAUUUUCGUCUCGUAUACUUGCCGAAUUGUCGGCUAUUCCUUCAGGCGCCGAUACAAUUUUAAAUAAAUUUCCCGAUGUCAGUUAUUUAUUCGAAAAAUUAAAAGUCACCGACCCUGAUGUAAAGAAAAAUUGUAUCGAAAUUCUAAACAAUUUACUCAAGGAUUUAAAUGGUUUCAAUGUCGUGAGUGAAUCAAAGGACUUCAAUUUUGCAGUUAUUUAUGAAUUAUUUAAUGAACCUUAUACAGUUAUACAGCAGCUCGCCCUUAAUGUUAUCGAGUAUCUUUUAAUUCAUAAUACGGACGACGGUAUUCAUGAAAAAUUUCGAGCAUCUCGAGGAGUACAAUCUCUGGUUGAAAUUUUGAAUCACGAGGAUUGGAAUGACUUAUAUUAUAAAGUCCUUCAUAUUUUAAAACUGGCUUGUUACAAUGUAAAAACAGUCGAGUUUAUAAUUAAAACCGAUGCAGUGAGACAAUUAUUCAAUCUCAUGGAAAAUACGAAAAAUGACCAACUGAAAUUUUUAACAUUACACGUCCUAGUUGGGUUGACAGUAACUAUAAAUGGCAAAAAACUAAUGAACUCUUAUGGAUUGGUUCAGUAUAUGUUGGAAUAUUUAGAAACUUAUAAUGAACCGCACGUACGAGCUAUAAUUUGUGAAGGUUUGGGCUAUAUGACACAAUAUGGUCCAUCCGUCGAUGAAAUAUUACGAAAUAAUCCCGUCAAUUAUAUAUUAAAGUUAUUGAAUGACGACGAGGCUCAGUGGCUCGAAAGACAGGCGGCUGCCUUUGCGCUAAAAGAAUUGUUUCUUUCGGAUCUUCAGAAUUGCAUUAAUUUUUUGGAAAUCAACGGUCAUGAACAUUUGAUACGUCUUAUUCAGCAACCAACGAAUAAUUUACCUUCGGAAACUCAAGUUACUAUACUACAGAUUAUAUCGGCAAUUGCAGAUUAUUCUUCACUAGCCGAAGAUUUGAUCAGCAUCGAUCUUUUCAAUGCACUCUCAUCUAUUCUAGAGCGUGAAAAUGGUGCGUCGGAUGAGAUGAAAAUCGCCUGCUGCAACGUCCUAGCCAGAUUCCCCAUUAAUGAGGCGGCGAGGAAAGUUUUCGUAUAUGUUGGCACCCUGAAGAAGAUGUACCAGUUGAUAACGGAUGUGGAGUCGGUGCCAGUGCGAAACGCCGCAACGGAGCUUGUGCUUUUACUUUGCGCGGAUCCUCUUCUCGCCACUUUGUGCAUGCAACAGGGAUAUCUCGAAUACAUGUUGAAUAAUAGAGGCGCGUCACGAUUUAUCUCCACCUGGGAUCUUUGUAUUGAAGCGCUCUUCAGUGGAGAUUUGUCAAUGAAAUUUGCGUAUAUGGGACAACUUUCUCUACACGACCUUACGGAAGAUGGAUUUUACGCGAUGCGACGUAGCUUUUGUCCCUUCCCAGUACUUCAGGAGCUCUUCCGGCUUAAGAUGUGCCCACUGGAGCCCAUCUACGUGGUUAAUUUUGCCGAACUUCAAACUACCGAAAACUUAGACUACAAUGAAAGCAAACUACUGGUCUUCGAAGAGAAAGUAGUUGGUCAUGUUUAUGCACGUAAUUCUACAGAAGCAAGGGAUGUAAUGAGACGCGAGAGUUUAAAAAAUGGAAGAAAUGCGUCGGAAUCCACGAUAAAUGCUUGGCUCGAGCUCAAAUUUGGCAGAGUGCAGGUCGACUACGACUUAAUCACUUACCUCAAGAUAUUCAAGGCGGAGCUGGAGGCUGCCGAAGCAGAAGAUAAGGGCCCAUUCGACGACAGCAUCCCCGGUUUGAUUGAAACGACGAAGAUCGCUUCGAGGGCCCGGAGGCUGGGCAAAUUCGUGGCUCGGCAAUUGGCCGGUACCGAUCCAUCCAAUCGUCUUUGCAUCGAUCAACAGCUGGAGUUGCACCUGCGUUCCAUCAGAGAUCGCAUCCAGAACAAUAUUGUGCCGCUGGGCUUGUUACGAAUUGGCUCCAGCUUCGAACGAAGUCUCCUCUUCAAGGCCAUAGCUGAUAGGAUAGCGUUGCCCGCGAGUCUGGUGCGCGGUCGAUAUGGCAAAUCGUGGAUCGAGAUCGCAGUGCCCGUCGUAAGUAUAGUCAUCGAUGGAUCAUCAAAGAAUGCAGUGUGCACUAGAAGCGCGAAACGAUUGUCGAGAAGCCAAGCGCUGCCUCCAAAAUUUCUCUAUAAAAAUUUCAUUGUCGACUUGAUUGUUGUACCCGGUGAUCUCAUACCAAUGAGCAGUGCCCGGGCACAGAGCUACCACGAAGCAAAAGCCGGUUGCGAAUUUGCUUGCUGCAUAUUUCCUUCAAUUUAA